Molecule: messenger RNA, 1232 nt
Organism: Eimeria maxima
Lineage: Eukaryota; Apicomplexa; Conoidasida; Eucoccidiorida; Eimeriidae
Exons: 8
Source: RefSeq, a predicted model, not a curated record
GGGCUUCAGCGCCAGCUGCUUGGGGGAAAGAAUGGACUGCUGUUGCUCUUGACAGUUGCUCCUCUGAGUUUUCGAUCGUCCGUAGUGCGGCGUUUGAGGCGCUUCCGGGUUGUCUGACAGCUCUCGCGUCUUCUCCAGAGCAGCAAGGGCAAGCUACCACCGCUGCCUUGGAGCUCGUUGCUUCUUUUCUGUCAAGCAGCGAGGGCCAACUGCCACACUCAACGGCAACUGUAGCGGCGGAACACAUGCUGCCAGCUAUUGCACAGAUCGUAGCCGACCAGGCGAAACGGCAGAGGGAAGGUAUGUUGCCAGAAGAGUGUAAGGUGCCUUCAGCGCAGAGGGCGGCCCUACUUGAGAAGCUUUUCGUCGGCAUGGGCAAGCUCAUACUUCCGGUCUUAACUCGCGAGUUCGAGCGUCUAGCUACUAGGGAGCAGCAGGACGAUGAAUGGGAGGAUCUUAGUGACGAUGACCAGGAGGAGGACACCAGCUCUUUCUAUGACGCCGUCAUGCAAUGCUCGGGCAACCUUUUCAAGGUGUACGGGUCGGAUUGUUUGCCACAUUUUGACGCUCAUUUGCGUCUGCCGUAUGGGGCGCUGUUGGCACAUGACCAGUCAAGCUACUAUGGAAAGGUUGCAGCUUUGUGUCUUUACGCUGAUGCGAUCAACUACGGAGAUCCGGCGGCCACCCUAGAAUGUAGCAAGGUGUUGGUUCCGGCGGCGCUUCUGGCCGUCAGCCCCCAAGCCGAAUGGGCCAUUGAUGAAGAGCACAUGCUGGCCAUUUCAGCAUCGACUUACGGAUUAGGCGUUGUCGCGCAAAGGCACCCUGAACUGUUUGGUUCGCAGCUUCAGGGCACGCUCGAGGCCCUGGAACGGUGCAUAGCGAACCCGUUGCUGCGGUGUCAGAGCGGCAGGGCUGCAGCUGACGGGACAGCCUGCUCACUUCUUAAGGUUUAUGCAGGUUUUUGCAUGACUCUUGGGAUUGAUGCGGCUUCUGCAAAAGUCGCCACUCUAUUAGAGGCAUGGUUCCCCCUAGUGGAGGAUGAGCAAGAAAUCUAUGACGCUCACGAGCUCCUACUACAAAUGGUCAUUCAGGACCAUCCUCUAAGCUCCAAUCCAGCAGUGCGACAACAGUUGCGGCGCCUAGUGUUGGAUAUCCUCCCUGGACGACCCGAGUUGAUUGGGGAGCGGGCAAGACGAGAAUUGUUGCAGGCCGCAAUAGACAAGCUCCGUUGA